Talaromyces marneffei is the source of this 630-nucleotide messenger RNA. RefSeq lists its product as uncharacterized. The transcript has 5 exons. The record is from RefSeq and is a predicted model, not a curated record. NCBI's taxonomy places the organism in Eukaryota, Fungi, Ascomycota, Eurotiomycetes, Eurotiales, Trichocomaceae. Bases 1 to 630 code for a protein of 209 amino acids. Gene Ontology annotation, molecular function: GTPase activity; GTP binding.
AUGGCUUCACAAACAGCUGUGGGUUCUUAUUCGAACCCGUUGAAGAAGUUUAAAUUAGUGUUUCUCGGAGAACAGAGUGUCGGAAAAACCUCUUUGAUUACACGAUUUAUGUACGAUUCGUUCGACAACACAUAUCAGGCAACAAUUGGAAUCGACUUUCUGUCAAAGACUAUGUACCUCGAAGACCGAACAGUUCGAUUGCAACUCUGGGACACAGCCGGCCAGGAACGUUUCCGAUCCCUCAUCCCCUCCUAUAUCCGUGACUCUAGUGUCGCUGUCGUCGUGUACGACAUCUCCAACGCCAAAUCGUUCCAGAAUACAAAAAAAUGGGUAGACGAUGUUCGAGGCGAACGAGGCAACGAUGUGAUUAUUGUGCUUGUUGGAAAUAAGACUGAUUUGAACGACAAGCGGGAAGUUACCACCGCGCAGGGCGAGGAGGAGGCGAAGAAGAAUGGGCUUAUGUUUAUUGAGACCAGUGCAAAGGUUGGACAUAACGUGAAGCAAUUGUUUAGAAGGAUAGCACAGGCACUUCCAGGCAUGGAUGGUGAGGCACAGAGGGGGGAGAACCAAAUGAUUGAUGUCAACAUCAACCCAUCUCAACCAACAAAUAACGACGGAUGCGCCUGUUAA